GGCCCCUGACUGUGUCGCUGUGAGGCAGCCCCAGGCCUCCCCUCCCUGUGCGGAGGCCGCUCCCCGGGGCCGAGGAUGAACUGGAUUUUCCAGACAAACAAGAGCGGCGGCGGCGGGGCUCAGCUCCCGGCCCUCACCAGCCUCCAGCAGCAGCGGCAGCGGCAGAUCGAGUCGCUGAGAGGCUCCCACAGCAGCAUUGCAGAAAUACAGAAGGAUGUGGAGUACCGACUGCCUUUUACUGUUAAAAAUAUAACAAUCAACAUAAACAUAUUGCUUCCUCCCCAAUUUCCACAAGAAAAGCCUGUGGUCACAGUCUUCCCUCCUGUCAGGCACCAUUUAGUGGACCAGCAUAAUGGGACACUGGUGACAAGCCCAGUGAUCAGCAAUUUCACAAUGCAUUCCGACCUUGGCAAAAUUGUCCAGUCAGUCCUGGAUGAAUUCUGGAAAAAUCCUCCAUCGUUGGCUUCAAGUUCAACAUCCUUUCCAUACCGUUACAGCAGCCCUGCUGGAAUGAAUCCUUACCCUCCGCAAGGAUAUCCAUUCAUGCCCCCAUAUCCAACUCCGGAAUCAAGUGUGCCCGGUCUUCCAGAUACUGUUUCAGGCCCAGGCUUUAACAGCAGGCCUGCUGCCCCUGCUUAUGGGUUGAUUACAGAUUUGCCUUUACCAGUCCCAAAAGCUGACUCAUCGCAACAGGCAGGUUUGAAUGGCCAUAUUUAUAAGAUGCCCGAUGUCCCUGAGCAAUUUCCAGAGCUGCAAGAACUUGGUACGUCACAAUUGUCAGAGUUAUCGGGAAAUGAUGAUCUGGUACUGGAGCAUUUCAUGGGUUUGCCACAAUUGAAGCAGAUUUGUACUGACAAGGAUGAUCUAGUUAGUUACAUUGAAGAGCUGGCAAAGAAAAACCUGCAACUUGAACCUCGAUUGGAAGCAGAAAGACAUGAAUUGUUGGAUAAAUAUGAUCAGCUUACCCAACUUAAAGUUGCUUUUGAGAAAAAGAUGCAAAGGCAGCAUGAGCUGAAUGAGAGUUGCAGCUUAAGUGCCCUGCAGGCCAGGCUGAAAGUAGCAGCUCAUCAAGCAGAAGAGGAAUCUGAGGUGAUUGCAGAGGAAUUUCUUGAAGGCAAGGCCGAAAUAGAUGAUUUUCUCAGCAGCUUCAUGGAGAAAAGAACACUUUGCCACUGUAGACGAGCCAAAGAAGAGAAGCUUCAGAAUUUGAUGUUACAACAUGGACAGUUUCACACACUAUAGCUUUUAAAAUGCAAGGGGCGCAAAUGGCAAUACACCACAUUGGAGACAAGUGGAACGAAAUAAGAAUUACAGAUGGAUGAAAAUAUAUUUAACAAAUUCUUAUGCAAUGCUGACUUUGUGAUAUUGAAAUCGCUCUUUCCAGUAUUAAUGUACUGCAAAAUUGCUAAAGGAAUCUCUUUCCAAUUUUAAUUUUUGGCAUUUUAACCUAUGCCAUUUGUUAUAAUACAAAGUGUUUACAUUUGUAAGUAACUUUAGUUUUGAAUAAUUGCUGUAUUAAACACUGCUUUAAUUAAUUCAGAAUAGUUGAUUUGCAAUUCAUAAAAUCUUUUCAAUCUUG
Messenger RNA from Callorhinchus milii (elephant shark), 1579 nucleotides. It is a transcript of the gene vps37a, whose product is annotated as VPS37A subunit of ESCRT-I. Gene Ontology annotation, cellular component: ESCRT I complex. NCBI's taxonomy places the organism in Eukaryota, Metazoa, Chordata, Chondrichthyes, Chimaeriformes, Callorhinchidae. The record is from RefSeq and is a predicted model, not a curated record. The coding region runs from base 76 to 1242 and encodes 388 amino acids. Gene Ontology annotation, biological process: protein targeting to vacuole; ubiquitin-dependent protein catabolic process via the multivesicular body sorting pathway; protein targeting to membrane. The transcript has 12 exons.